Molecule: messenger RNA, 2540 nt
Organism: Scylla paramamosain (green mud crab)
Lineage: Eukaryota; Metazoa; Arthropoda; Malacostraca; Decapoda; Portunidae
Product: bromodomain-containing protein 4B-like
Exons: 4
Coding region: 693-2540 (615 amino acids)
Source: RefSeq, a predicted model, not a curated record
GAUUCAUACUAAGUUUUUUUGUGAAUCGUCUUCCAGAAGGUCAUGAGUAGCGGGGGAGUAAAAUGAGAAGGAGAAAUGCUCUGUGACUUGGCUUAGUCUUCCGUCUGUACUCUACUCCGCUGACUACUGUAUGUAUAAUGUAAUAAAUAGCUGAAUAACGUUAUUAGUGAUUGUAGGGAUUUUUUCAUAAUAACGUUAACAGAGUGGUGGGGAGGUGGGGAGCAGUUGACGAGGAAGACACCCCACCUAAGCCAGAUUGGACUCUCCCAGUGGCCACAAGUCUCGUCCAGCACUGCACGGGCAGGGCACAGAGGCACAAAGGUGGUGUGGGCAGAGGGGCAGCAAGCGUGGCGGCGUGGCUGUACAGGACGUGCCGCGGCGUGGAAGAGGCAGCAGUAGAAGGCAGAAAGAAGGAAGGCGGCGGGCGGCGGUGGUCGUGUUUGCGCGCGCGUGGGGGGGGACGGUCAGGUGAUCAAUAGCUUGCUAGUUCGCGGCGGCUCCGGGUGCGUCGAGGAGCAGGAGGUGCGAGAGGGGCCCAGCCAGUGACGAUGGUGCCAGUGUGAUGCCCAGCAGGGCUGUCGAGACCCGCGGGCACGAGACCUUCACCAGCACAACAAUAACAGCGCCUAAACCACAAGGCUAAGAGGAGCCCUGCCCCGACGCCGCACGUUUUACCGGGAUAUACUGCCAUCAUGAAGCGGCGGAUCGGAUUUGGGAACGACGGUGAAUUUAUGACUUUUAUGCUCGACGUGCCCGAUCGGUCACAGAGGCGUGGCGCUAACGGGGGCAGUGACGCCACGACAGACGAUAGUAAGAGUGACGAUAACAACGAUGAUGAUGAGCAGGACCACCACCGCCACCACCACCGCAACCACCACCACCACCUCACCUCCUCCCACCACAAGUCGAGUCACCACCACCAGACCAGCCACAGGAGCAGCAGGACGAGGGGGGAAGCCGCUGCCAACGGGGAGUAUGACCGGUACGGCGAUAUGACCAGCACGCGACGCACCACUCGGCUGCAGGAGGCUGAGAAAGAGCAGCAGCAGCAACAGGAGUCACAGGAGCAGCAGCAAGUGGACAACAGCAGCAAGCACGUCUCCAGGUCACACCGCGAGUCCCGCCGCUCAGGGAGACACCACUCCAAAGUCUCCGAGAAGCCCCCGAAGAAUAACAAUCACCUGAAGGAGUUGAAAGACGACACCAUCAAGUGGAAUCAGGAGAACAGGUUAAGAGCGGGCGACGGGAGCGUGAGGAGGUACGAGGAGGAGGACGAGGAGGAUGAAGAAGACGAGGAGGAGGAGGAGGGCAUCGGUCUGCCGGAGCCUCAAGUGAAGGGCAGCCGCGGCCACACGCACGCCGAGGAGCGCCGCGAGAAGAAGGCGCGAGUCAAGCUAAAAUCCAAAGAAAUCAAGUGCAUCGUGGACAGCGACGCCGCAGCGGUCAUACAGAACAAUCUAGUAGGCGGCCACUCCCCUCCCAAGAGCCCAGACCUGCAACCGCCCCUCCCGCAGUCCCCUCAGCCGCAGCAGCUCGUGUCCCGCGCUCCGCAGCACGAGCUGGACCACAACCACCACACCCUCCACCACAUCAGCCACAAUAACCACCCUCCCGCCGCCACCACGCCCUCCUUACUAGUACAAGAUGUGGAGGUGGAGUCAUACCCCGCUCCUCUUCCUCCUCCACCCGCUCUUCCUCACCACCACCACCAGCACCACCACCAUCACCACCACCACCACCACCCACCCGCCUCCUCAUCCCCGCCCUCUCCAUCACCACAUCAACCGCAGGGGCCGCUCCCGCCGCAGCACCUCACCACGCUGCAACACCCUCAGCAGGUGCAGCAACAAAUGCAGCCUCAACUACAGCUGCAGCAACAGUUGUUAUCGGAGGAUCUGUACAUCGACAGCAACAGUCACGUGAGUCAAGAUGCCGAGGACAAGAAGAAGAAGAAGGAUGACAGGAGAGACGAGAAGCGGAAGAAGAAACUGAAACACCUGGAGGAGGAGAACCUAUCCAAGCGGCUGUACGACACCCGGGAGGUGGCGGCGCCGGAACUACGCCCGCCACCCGCCGAUCUCCUGCAGUCCAAGGUCAAGGAGCAGGAGACCACGGUGCUGGGAGGCGUUGGGGGAGUGAGGGAGGAGGAUGAGAGGCGCGUGGCCAUACGCAUCAAGCUUUGCGGGGAGUGCGGUGCGCGCCAUGUGGCGGGAACGUGCCCCUUCACCCGCCCCACGCACGUCCUGCCGGACUCCUGCCCGCCCCCCACCCCGCACACCCACGAACUCCCGCAGCAAAACGGCGUGAUCGUGGCCCCGCCCCACCGGGAGUCUCCAGUGAACCUGUCUGGAGGCGGUGGAGGGGCGGGGCGGGAGGAGGAGAGAGAAACGGAGACUUGGCGUGACCCUCAGCGGCCUGGCUCCCCUACUUCGUACGCCCGCACCUCCCUUCCUCCCGGCCUGGCCCUGGAGAGGCGGGUGCUGCCGCCCCCAGUGACAACAACGUGGACAGCGACAACGACGUCGGCGUGGUGGGGGUGA